AUGGUGGUUAAAGUUAACCUCCACAAAGCAUAUGGUAGCGUCAACUGGUCCUUCCUUGUUGAGACCCUUGAAGGGUUCGGUUUCCCCAAAAACCUUAUUGACCUUAUUGCUUUCUCUUUAAAAGAGAGUGAUAUCUCUAUUCUCUGGAACGGAGGGCGUCUCCAUUCUUUUGUUCCAGGUCAGGGCCUCCGCCAAGGUGAUCCCUUGGCCCCUUAUCUCUUUAAUCUUGUUAUGGAAAGGCUCGCCCAUGACAUUCAAGCCGAGGUUACUAAGGGCAGUUGGAAGCCGAUCCACAUUAUGCGAGGAGGGUUAGGUGUGUCCCACCUUUUCUUCGCGGACGACCUCAUGCUCUUCGGGGAAGCCUCAAUCCACAAGGCCACGGUUAUUUCGAACUAUCUGAAUAGGUUCAGUUGUGCCUUUGGACUUAAGGUAAACCUCUUUAAAUCCCAAGUCUAUUACUCAGCUAACAUGAAUGCAGGUUUAACGAAGACUAUUGGCGACAAAUUGGGUAUGCCCAUCACCUCUCAACUCGACUCUUAUCUGGGUAUACCCAUGCUCCAAAGGCAGGUCUCCAAAGACAUGUUCGCUACUGUAAUUGAUAAAAUGAGGGCUAAACUUGCAAUGUGGAAAGAAUCAUCUUUGAACAUGGCAGGUAGACGGAUCCUAGUUCAGUCCUCCUUCGCUACGGUCCCAACCUAUACAAUGCAAGCCAUGGCGUUGCCAAUCAGUUGCUGCAAGGACAUCAACAGAAUCUGUAGAAACUUUCUAUGGGGUCAUGAGGAUUCCACUCAAAAAAUCCAUACCAUUAACUGGUCCGAGGUCUGCAAACCUAGACAAAGGGGUGGUCUUGGUCUCCGAAAGGCGAAGGAUAUCAACCUAGCUUUUCUGACUAAACAAGUCUGUUGCACCAACGGUCGCUCGUGGGGCUGGCGCAGUAUCAUGAAGGGUAAAGUCGUAAAGAGAUACUACGGUCCAGGACAAAGUGGAAGAGGAUAUCGUUUCACAUUGGUUAAGGAGUUCAUCACGGACGGCAACACAUGGAAUAUUCCGACAAUGGAGGAGCUUCUACCUAACGACUGGAUAUCUAGAAUCAAGGCGGUUAUACUUCCCGUCGAUAACAAUCAAGAUGACAGCCUCUAUUGGCCUCAUUCAGGUCACGAGAAUGAAGAAGAUGCAUCACAUGCAUGGGUGUGGAGAAUUAACUACGCCAGAAAGAUUAAGCUCUUAUUGUGGAAAUCGUUGAAGGAUGGUGAAGAAUUCCUUGAUCACAUGUUUAGACAAUGCGAUAUAACCAAGGUGUGCCGGAGAUUCUCCAAUCCGCCAUCAAGAUUCAAUAGCAGCAACCACUUGCCGCUUCGCCUCUGGCUGGAAACGUUUUGCACGGGAUCGAGAGACGGACACAAGCUUAGCUACUGGAAUCUACUUUUUCCUCAUAUCCUAUGGAACAUCUGGAAAGGGCGAAAUAACCGAGUCUUCAACAGAGUCAGCUGGACGCCGGACUUCACGCCGGACUUCAAGCUGGAGCAAGCAAAAAGCCUCACCUACUGCUUCCGAGCUACGCCGCCGCCAAUCCACACCGGCAGGAGUCUCGUUCACACCGUCGGAAGGAGAUUAAAGCCGGAGAGGAGGGAGAGGGAGUCCGACAGUCACGGCCAAGCUCGACGCUCUGCUCAAGCACCUCCGUACGUUGUUGCUUCGCUCUGCUCGUCGGACGGGGAAGAGGAGGCCGGAGAAGAAGGGGCAACGCCACCGCCGCUGCUACCUUCGCCGCGACUCUGCCGUCGCCGACUCCAACCACUGUCGCUGCUGCCUUCGUCGAGAAAGAGAGAAUACAGGAGGGUUGAAGUCUAG
This is a messenger RNA of Ipomoea triloba (trilobed morning glory), 1851 nucleotides long. RefSeq lists its product as uncharacterized. The record is from RefSeq and is a predicted model, not a curated record. The coding region runs from base 1 to 1851 and encodes 616 amino acids. Lineage: Eukaryota; Viridiplantae; Streptophyta; Magnoliopsida; Solanales; Convolvulaceae. The transcript has 6 exons.